UCUUUAUAUUGAAGACUAUGAGUACCUUGAUUCAAUAAACAACACUUGCCCCUUUCCUCAAAAAAAGCCACAAAACAAGAAAGAGAAAAACAAAAAUAAGACCAAACAACCCAAAGUCUACUCCCCCUUAUUCCUUUUUUUAAGCUUCUCUCUUCCCCCACUAUCUAUAUUCUUUACAAACCCUUAUUCCCCUUUAGCUUAGGUUUGCUUGUGCUUCCACUUUUUUCCUUAACUUCAACCUAAUCUCCAUCUCAAGGUAGAAUUGAAGUUAAAAGCAUCUCUCUAUGGAUCAAAUGAACCAUUCACUCCCUCCUCCUUUCCACACUAGAGACUUCAACUUACAUCAAUUCCAUCAAAACUCAGAAGAUGAACAAAGUGGGACAAGUGGUCUCAACAUGUCUGGUCAGAAGAGAGAUCGCGAUGACAACAACAACAACAACAACAACAAUAAUGAAAAUUCAAACGGUGGAGAAUCGAAAGAUGGAUUAGGAAAUUCAGGAGAAGGAGAGAUGAGUAGAAGACCUAGAGGAAGACCAUCUGGAUCCAAGAACAAACCUAAACCACCAAUUAUCAUAACUAGAGAUAGUGCAAAUGCUCUUAGAACUCAUGUUAUGGAAAUUGCUGAUGGUUGUGAUAUUAUGGAAAGUAUAUCAAAUUUUGCAAGGAGAAGACAAAGAGGGGUUUGUAUUAUGAGUGGAACUGGUAUUGUUACUAAUGUUAAUUUAAGACAACCAGCUUCACCAGGUGCAAUUGUAACAUUACAUGGUAGAUUUGAGAUAUUAUCCUUAGCCGGAUCGUUUUUACCACCACCAGCACCACCAACAACGUCAGGGUUGACUAUAUAUUUAGCAGGCGGACAAGGUCAAGUUGUUGGUGGUAGUGUUGUAGGUGCACUUAUGGCAUCUGGACCAGUUGUCAUUAUGUCCGCGUCGUUUAGUAAUGCUGCUUAUGAAAGGCUUCCUUUGGAAGAGGAUGAUCAAAAUCACCCUCUUCCAGUCGUUCCAGGAGGAGGAUCACUGGGAUCUCCUCCUGGAAACAUCGGGGGUCAAGGAGGACAACAACAACAACAAAUGAUGGCGGACCCAUCUUUAUUUCAUGGGAUGCCACCUAAUCUUCUAAACUCCAUUCAGUUGCCUUCCGAACCCUAUUGGGCAACCGGAAGACCUCCAUUCUAAUGCAAGAUAUAAAAUUGGAACGAUACAGAGAAAAUUGACAAGAUGACCCCGUGCAAGGAUGACAUCCAUCAUAUAUAGAAAGGGUAAUUGUUUUCUCUUGAUUUAAUUAUUAGCUUAUAAAUUAACUCUUUUGAGGUCUUUUUUUCUCUUUUCUUUCUCAUCAAGAACACUUAGCAAUGAUUUUUAGGAAAAGGGUUUUUCAAGUUUCUUUGAUUUCGUUUUAAUUACUUUACAUUUUUUUGAGUUUAGUGUUUUGCAUUUUCAGUUAGUUUUUUUUUUUUUUUUUUUUGGAUUGUGAUAAUGAGUUUGAUUUUGAUAUGAUCAAUGAUGUGGCGGAUGUAAUUUGAUCAUCAAAUGAAGUUAACUUUGUAAAUUCACAGUUUUCUUGGUGAUAUCUAUCUUAUUAAAUUCUUGG
Molecule: messenger RNA, 1590 nt
Organism: Solanum stenotomum
Lineage: Eukaryota; Viridiplantae; Streptophyta; Magnoliopsida; Solanales; Solanaceae
Product: AT-hook motif nuclear-localized protein 24-like
Exons: 2
Coding region: 285-1175 (296 amino acids)
Biological process (GO): vegetative to reproductive phase transition of meristem
Cellular component (GO): nucleus
Molecular function (GO): minor groove of adenine-thymine-rich DNA binding; DNA-binding transcription factor activity
Source: RefSeq, a predicted model, not a curated record